AUCUUUGGUUUGUGCGACGACCGCGGGAGCUUUGCCUAAAGCACAAGGCCAUGACGCGAUCAUCGCGACGACAAAGUGACGCUUCUCCGCCGUAUGCUAUUGGGUACCUGACUUUGGAGGGAAAACAACGCCUAGAUCUCUAGACUCGCUGCACUACUUGCUUCUUCUCCACAUUCCAAGGUUUCCAUUGACUGUCCCUACUUCGUGCGUCACACCACCCAGCACGACACACAGCACCUUCCACUUCAUCUCUGUUCCUCCAAACCUCCAGCCUUACCUUCUUUCACUCCCAUCUCGUCAAUUGAAAGCAGACAGCAGGACAAACAGCAAUCAUGUCGCCUCUCUCUGUUCCUAAAAUUUUCAUGGCUGGCGGCGCGGUCGGCUUCGGCUACUACCUCUUCAUGCGCCAAUACUGGUUCCCCAACCCGUACAAGACACAGGGCGUCCAGAACAUUGAGGAUCGCUUCUCAGCUGGCGGAGGUCACCCUACGCACACACCUGCUGGAGGAACCCAGCGCGGUACGGGUUCUGCGACCGCAAACGAAGGAAGGCACGACGGCCCAAGCAAGGGUCCAGACUCAGAGCACUUCAAGAAGAACAUCAGCGAACAGCAGAGUGAGCCUGUCUGGCCGAGCAAAUUCAACGAGAUACAAUACAACAACCCCAAGGGCAAAUAAGCGACUCCGAACCGAUCGAGCAGACACAAAAGCAUGGCAAUAUAUAGCCAGGGGGCAUUGGGCAUCUGAUGAAUGGCAUCAUUGGCGUUUGGCAGAUAGCGAUGCACAACAGCAUCCUGUAAUUUUUUAAACCCCUCACUGUUGCGGCCAGUUGAGCGCAAUGGGGCCUCCAGAUAAUCGAGAAAUGACAAAACCAAUAUUCCAAGGCGCACCCGAUGCCGUGCCAUUGUCAUCAAUGCCCGGUACUUACUGAUGUCCAUGCUGUUCCGCGUAGCUGUGGAAGAGCAACUACACAUGCU
Molecule: messenger RNA, 976 nt
Organism: Alternaria rosae
Lineage: Eukaryota; Fungi; Ascomycota; Dothideomycetes; Pleosporales; Pleosporaceae
Exons: 3
Coding region: 333-677 (114 amino acids)
Source: RefSeq, a predicted model, not a curated record